This is a messenger RNA of Sphenostylis stenocarpa, 537 nucleotides long. NCBI's taxonomy places the organism in Eukaryota, Viridiplantae, Streptophyta, Magnoliopsida, Fabales, Fabaceae. The record is from the annotation of a GenBank genome assembly.
AUGGCUGACCAAGGAUUGGAAGGGAGCCAACCGGUGGAUCUACAGAAGCACCCUUCUGGGAUCGUGCCUACCCUUCAGUAUCCAACUGAGUCAACUCCCAUGUCUUCUGUUUGUACUGCCAGAAAUAUUGUGUCCACAGUAAAAUUGGACUGUAAGUUGGACCUCAAAACAAUUGCACUACAAGCUCGUAAUGCAGAGUACAAUCCCAAGGCAAAAUUAUUACGUUUUGCUGCUGUUAUUAUGAGGAUAAGAGAUCCCGAAACAACUGCACUUAUUUUUGCUUCGGGCAAGAUGUAUGAACCAGAGCUCUUUCCAGGUCUAAUCUACCGUAUGAAGCAACCUAAAAUAGUCUUGCUUAUUAUAUUUGUCUCCGGAAAAAUUGUUCUAACAAGAGCGAAGGUGAGAGAUGAGACAUACACUGCCUUCGAGAACAUACAUCCUAUUUGUGAAGAAAGAGCAGAGGAGCAGUGGUCUUGCAGUGAAGUUCGUGGAACUGUAAAUAUUAAGACAAAGGAGAUGAUAUCUAGAUUGAUAUAA